Molecule: messenger RNA, 1507 nt
Organism: Cladocopium goreaui
Lineage: Eukaryota; Dinophyceae; Suessiales; Symbiodiniaceae
Source: the annotation of a GenBank genome assembly
GUAGACCUGGGAAAAUCACCAGUCAUUUUCCGCGACUUGGGGCGCGGUCCAAAGCGACCGCCCGCGGUCCAUGGUGAGAUGCAGCGGCUGCUUGUCACCUGGCUGGUGGCUGAUGCAGAGCUGCUGUCGGAUGAACUCUUGCAGGAGCGUGCUGAAAACUCCAUCGCAACAUCCUUGCGAGACUUUUGGUUUGCUUCCGCGGGUGGCUACACCCCCCUAGUACGACAGGAGGACCUGGCGCCCCUCCUGACGGACCACCUCUCCGUGCGCCCCCUGAACGCCGCCUGGGAGCGCCCGCCGCGGCGCGAAGCGGGCGGGGCGGCCUGCGGCAACGGUGGCACUCGGACCCCGCGCUGUCCGCUGCCGGACCCUUCGCUGUGCAUUGACCAACUCCUGCCAUUGCUGUUCAAGGAAGUGAAUCAUGCCAUGGCUUUCAUUCAUGCACAAGUCGAAGUCCUUGACGCUGCGGCGCAGAUCACAGGAACUUCCGAGGAAUCCAUCCUGCCUCCCUUGUUCGGCCGCGCGCAUGCAGCGGCCAAAGCCUUGGACAUGGUACUGGGUCUCUUCCUCGGUUUCUUCGAGCGAGUGGACUUCAACCCUGCCUUGGCAGCGUGUUUGACCACUUUGAUGGGGCAGAAGAUGAAGGAUGCGGUGAUGUUGGUCCUGGAAGAUCGAAAGAUCAUGAGCGUUCGCUUGGACGAGAUGCGCUGGGAGCUCAGCGCCUUCGGACGUUUGGCGCAUGCCAAGAUGGGGUCCCAGUGGCACGCGGACACGGCCUUCUUCGUGGCGUCCAAGGCUGAAUGGGCCUUGUAUCAUUUGGUACGCUUGGAUGGCUACUUCGCAGACCAAUUGGGUCUGGGAAUGGCUGUGGCGGUGGAUGACGUCGAUCAGUGGCCAGAUGACCUCUUGCAACCUGUGGACGUUGACAUUUCUUCCACAGCCUGGGACCUGGAGCUUCGCACAGCUUUGCACCUGGAAGGCGAAUUUUGGCACCUGGACAAGGGUCUUCUGCGCUUUUUGCUACGCGAAGUCCUGGUGAUGGAUGAAGUGGUCUGCGACCUGGGUGCCUUCGGUGGCCACUACUCCCAGUGGCUCAACGACACCGGCCUCGUCACCGCCUACGCCUUCGAUGGGGCCGAGGGCGUGGAGCGCCUCACGCAGGGCCGGGUGCGCCACGCGCGGCUGGAGGAAGCCAUGGCGCUGCCGGAGAGCUGCAAUGUAGUGCUUUGCUUGGAGGUGCUGGAGCACAUUCCACGUCACCAGGAGCCCAUGGCCCUGUGGAACCUGAAGCGUUUGGCUCCGCGGGUCCUCAUCGCCUCCUGGGCGCCGCCCCACGUGCCCGGCCCGGGCCACGUGAAUCCGCGCGAGAACGCGGAGGCCUGGCGGAGGCUCGAAGAGGCCACGGGACUUGAACGACACCCGCAACUGAGCCAACGGGCCCAGGAGCACAGCAGCAUCCAAUGGAUCCGCGAAUCGGUGGCCAUUUUCAAAAGGGGCGACCGCGGCA